Aphanomyces astaci is the source of this 513-nucleotide messenger RNA. RefSeq lists its product as hypothetical. The record is from RefSeq and is a predicted model, not a curated record. Bases 39 to 470 code for a protein of 143 amino acids. The transcript has 3 exons. Lineage: Eukaryota; Oomycota; Saprolegniomycetes; Saprolegniales; Verrucalvaceae.
GUUGCCACCAGAUUUCCGACAGAACAAACCCAAUCACCAUGUCCGCAACGUGCGGUAUCUGCAGCGUUGGUCCGCGCAAGUACAAGUGUCCGCUGUGUCGGCUGCCGUACUGCAGCACUGUGUGCUACAAGGUCCACAAGGAAGUCCCAUGCGCGGCUCCCGCCCCGGCUGAACCGACAGAGCCGUCGGCUCCUCCCACGACAGUCGCCACCACAUCCUCAACGGGUCAACCUAGUACCGAGGAGGACGAAGUUCCGCUCUUGACGAACGAGCAACUGGCCGUGCUCUCCAUGUCGGCCAAUUUGAAGAAAGCGCUGCACGACCCCGCGACCCGCAGCAAGAUCACAGCGAUCGACGCACACCCGGACCGUCUACAAGAGCUGCAAAAGGCGCUGACCGACCCUGUAUUUGCUCGAUUUGUGUACAACAUGAUGGACGAGGUGAAUAGCGGCGCCAUCAGCACCAAUUAACCGAAUCUAACUAUUGCAUGUAAACUAUCAUGAUGUUCCCCCG